GGGCUGCGGGGGGGAGCCACUUGACACCGGCCGGGCAGAGGAGGGGCCGCUGUCCCUGCGACCAGUGCUGGAUGCGGGGACCCAGCGCAGAAGCAGCGCCAGGUGGAGCCAUCAGAAGCCCAAACCCACAGGACAACCGUGGCAGGUCUCACCAGCGGGAUCGAUACCAAGAUCUAUGUUUAAGUUUUAACUCCUGCUUACCAAGGCCACAAUAAUUCCUUCCCUAAAGCCCAGCAGUCCCCCAGCCCCACACAGCCCCAGCCUGCCGCCCACCACCCAGCUGCCCGCCAUGCCCUCCAGCGGCCCUGGGGACACCAACAGCUCCGCUCCGGAGCGGGAAGAGGACCGAAAGGAAGGAGAGGAGCAGGAGGAGCCUCGCAGCAAGGAGGAGCGCCAGGAGCCCAGCGCCACAGCCCGGAAGGUGGGGAGGCCCGGCCGGAAGCGCAAGCACCCCCCGGUGGAAAGCACCGACACACCCAAGGAGCCUGCAGCGACUUCCAAGUCCCCAUCUAUGGCCCAGGACUCAGGCUCCUCAGAGCUGUUACCCAAUGGGGACCUGGAGAAGCGGAGUGAGCCCCAGCCAGAAGAGGGGAGCCCUGCUGGGGGGCAGAAGGGCGGAGCCCCAGCUGAAGGAGAGGGUGCAGCUGAGACCCCGCCAGAAGCCUCCAGAGCAGUGGAGAAUGGCUGCUGCGUACCCAAGGAGGGCCGAGGCGCCCCUGCAGAAGAGGGCAAAGAACAGAAGGAGACCAACAUCGAAUCUGUGAAAACGGAGGGCUCCCGGGGCCGGCUGCGGGGUGGCUUGGGCUGGGAGUCCAGCCUCCGCCAGCGGCCCAUGCCGCGCCUGACCUUCCAGGCCGGGGACCCCUACUACAUCAGCAAGCGCAAGCGGGACGAGUGGCUGGCACGCUGGAAAAGGGAGGCUGAGAAGAAAGCCAAGGUAAUUGCCGUAAUGAAUGCUGUGGAAGAAAACCAGGGGUCUGGGGACUCACAGAAGGUGGAGGAGGCCAGCCCUCCUGCCGUGCAGCAGCCCACUGACCCCGCAUCCCCCACUGUGGCCACCACGCCUGAGCCUGUGGGGGCUGAUGCUGGGGACAAGAAUGCCACCAAAGCAGCUGAUGAUGAGCCAGAAUAUGAGGACGGCCGGGGCUUUGGCAUUGGGGAGCUGGUGUGGGGGAAACUGCGGGGCUUCUCCUGGUGGCCAGGCCGCAUUGUGUCUUGGUGGAUGACGGGCCGGAGCCGAGCAGCUGAAGGCACCCGCUGGGUCAUGUGGUUUGGAGACGGCAAGUUCUCCGUGGUGUGUGUUGAGAAGCUGAUGCCACUGAGCUCCUUCUGCAGCGCGUUCCACCAGGCUACCUACAACAAGCAGCCCAUGUACCGCAAGGCGAUCUAUGAAGUGCUGCAGGUGGCCAGCAGCCGUGCAGGGAAGCUCUUCCCAGCUUGCCAUGACAGUGACGAGAGUGACACUGCUAAGGCUGUGGAAGUGCAGAACAAGCAGAUGAUUGAAUGGGCCCUCGGAGGGUUCCAGCCCUCUGGCCCCAAGGGCCUAGAGCCACCAGAAGAGGAGAAGAAUCCCUACAAGGAAGUUUACACAGACAUGUGGGUUGAGCCUGAGGCCGCUGCAUAUGCGCCACCUCCUCCAGCCAAAAAGCCGCGAAAGAGCACAACAGAGAAGCCCAAGGUUAAGGAGAUUAUUGAUGAACGCACAAGAGAGCGGCUGGUGUACGAGGUGCGGCAGAAGUGCCGGAACAUUGAGGACAUUUGCAUCUCAUGUGGGAGCCUCAAUGUUACCCUGGAGCAUCCGCUAUUCAUUGGUGGAAUGUGCCAGAACUGCAAGAACUGCUUUCUGGAGUGUGCGUACCAGUAUGAUGACGAUGGCUACCAGUCCUACUGCACCAUCUGCUGCGGGGGACGUGAGGUGCUCAUGUGUGGGAACAACAACUGCUGCAGGUGCUUUUGCGUGGAGUGCGUGGAUCUCUUGGUGGGUCCAGGGGCUGCCCAAGCAGCCAUCAAGGAAGACCCCUGGAACUGCUACAUGUGCGGGCACAAGGGCACCUACGGGCUGCUGCGGCGGCGGGAAGAUUGGCCGUCUCGGCUCCAGAUGUUCUUUGCCAAUAACCAUGACCAGGAAUUUGACCCUCCGAAGGUUUAUCCACCUGUCCCAGCUGAGAAGAGGAAGCCCAUCAGGGUGCUGUCUCUCUUUGAUGGAAUCGCUACUGGGCUCCUGGUGCUGAAGGACCUGGGCAUCCAGGUGGACCGCUACAUUGCCUCAGAGGUGUGUGAGGACUCCAUUACAGUGGGCAUGGUGCGGCACCAGGGGAAGAUCAUGUACGUCGGGGACGUCCGCAGCGUCACGCAGAAGCAUAUCCAGGAGUGGGGCCCAUUCGAUCUGGUGAUUGGGGGCAGUCCCUGCAAUGACCUCUCCAUCGUCAACCCUGCUCGAAAGGGACUCUACGAGGGCACUGGCCGGCUCUUCUUUGAGUUCUACCGCCUCCUGCAUGAUGCCCGGCCCAAGGAGGGAGAUGACCGCCCCUUCUUCUGGCUCUUUGAGAAUGUGGUGGCCAUGGGCGUUAGUGACAAGAGGGACAUCUCACGAUUUCUCGAGUCCAACCCUGUGAUGAUUGAUGCCAAAGAAGUGUCAGCUGCACACAGGGCCCGCUACUUCUGGGGUAACCUUCCUGGUAUGAACAGGCCAUUGGCAUCCACUGUGAAUGAUAAGCUGGAGCUGCAGGAGUGUCUGGAACAUGGCAGAAUAGCCAAGUUCAGCAAAGUGAGGACCAUUACUACUAGGUCAAACUCCAUAAAGCAGGGCAAAGACCAGCAUUUCCCCGUCUUCAUGAAUGAGAAAGAGGACAUCUUAUGGUGCACUGAAAUGGAAAGGGUGUUUGGCUUCCCUGUCCACUAUACCGACGUCUCCAACAUGAGCCGCUUGGCGAGGCAGAGACUGCUGGGCCGGUCCUGGAGCGUGCCAGUCAUCCGCCACCUCUUCGCUCCACUGAAGGAAUAUUUUGCUUGUGUGUAAGGGACGUGGGGGCAAACUGAGGUAGUGACACAAAGUUAAACAAACAAACAAAAAAACACAAAACACAAUAAAACACCAAGAACAUGAGGAUGGAGAGAAGUAUCAGCACCCAGAAGAGAAAAAGGAAUUUAAAACAAAAACCACAGAGGUGGAAAUACCGGAGGGCUUUGCCUUGCGAAAAGGGUUGGACAUCAUCUCCUGAUUUUUCAAUGUUAAUCUUCAGUCCUAUUUAAAAAGCAAAACCAAGCCCCCUUCCUUCUCCCCUUUUUGGGUCAAACCUUUUGUUUUCUUCUCUUUCAGAGGGGUUUUCUGUUUGUUUGGGUUUUUGUUUCUUGCUGUGACUGAAACAAGAGCGUUAUUGCAGCAGAAAUCAGUAACAAAAAAAUAGUAACGAUACCUAGCAGAGGAAAGGCCAGAGAGAUGAGAAAAGGAAAUUCUAUAGAAAUCUAUAUAUUGGGUAUUUUUCUUUUUACUAUAUAUCUUUUUGUUGUUGUCUCUAGCCUGAUCAGAUAGGAGCACAAGCAGGGGCAGAAAAUUAGACACUCGGUGGCCGAACUUCCUCCCGCCUCCGAGCUGUCCUACCAGCACCAUUCCUGGUCAUGCAAACAGAACCCAACUAGCAGCAGGGAGACGAGAUCACCACACAAGAUACUUUUCUACAGUAUUUCAGGUGCCUACCACACAGGAAACCUUGAAGAAAACCAGUUUCUAGAAGCCGCUGUUACCUCUUGUUUACAGUUUAUAUAUAUAUGAUAGAUAUGAGAUAUAUAUAUAAAAGGUACUGUUAACUACUGUACAACCUGACUUCAUAAUGGUGCUUUAAAACAGCGAGAUGAGUAAAAACAUCAGCUUCCAUCUGGCCUUAUGUGCAAAGGGUUUUAACCAAGGAUGGGGAAAGGGAUUGAGCUUGAAGACGGCUUACUGUCUGGUGGGGUUUCCCCCUUGGUUUUUAACAAGCUAAAGGAGAGGAAUUGAGUUGCAUUCCCCGCUUCUCUCCGCCAGAAAGGGGGCUCAGGCGAGGCGGUCAGGACCUGAGAAGCUGAGCGUGGGGUCCAGAUGGGCUCACGCAGUAACCGUAGAAAUCUUUCUAGAAGGAGGCUCCCUUUGGCAAGGUGGCAGGGUGAGGAGUCUUCCUUCCCGAUUUCUCACGUUAGCAGAGUCGAGGGCUCCUUGUGGUGGGAUCAGAAAUAAUCCAGAGUGUGGGAAAGUGAGUUACAAACCCCACCUGGAGCAAAUAAAAAAACAUACAAAACGUACUGGUGCUUUCCUGUCUAAGUCGCCUUUUGUGUGUUCUUUUAUGAGGCCCCAUGAUCCUCCCCUCUGUGCACAAGGCGGCUCUGGGCCCCUGGAAUGUGAUGUUUUUGGUCAUCUCCAAAGGCUGCAGUUUUAUACUGGGAGGCUGAUGACACCUUUUAUUAUAAUUAUUCUUAUGGUUCUGGUUAUAAUUGUUUGUUUUAAGAUUUUCUUUAAGAAAACAAAAGCCCAACACCCUUCCCUUUAGGUUUCAAACCAAGGUGCGGGGAGCAGGGUGCUUCUAAGGCAGUAGUGGCUCUGGUGCCCUGGUUCCUACCCCUCGGGCCAGGUGGGCCACUGGGUGGCGCAGAGACAAGCUGGGUGGCCAGGGAGUCCCCAAGGCCCGCCCUCCGGCUGGUCACUCUUCUCUUCUACUUCCCCUCCUCGUGAUCAGGUGUGUCAGGGCUGGAGAGAGGCUUGGGCAGCCUCUCUCCUUGUGUGUGUGGUUGGAGUGGUGUGUGUUUAUUUUCUAGUGUUUGGUCUGAUGAUAGCUGUGCUCUUACCUUGAGUCAGCAGCACCUGGGGCCCCAUGUGCUCGCACUUUGUUCUGCUUCCCACCGGGGCCGGCAGCCCGGCAGCCCGGUGUUGGCGGUGGGGAGGGAUGGCGCUGUUGCUCUGGGGUGAGAGUCCAACAGGCGGAGCUUGCCUGGAUGGAUGGGGUGUAGAUAUGUGGCAUAUAGAGAUAUAUAUUUUAUAAUGGGAGGGGGGGCGGCACCUCCUGGGACCGGCAGAACUGGGAGGUGUGCCAUCAAGCACAUGGUCCCAAGUCUGCAUCCCUAGAAAGAUGGGGCCUAUGAUGAUAGGCGCUAUAUAAAUACAUAGAUAGGGUUAUGUAUAAGAAAUAUUCCACAGUGGGCAUGGGGGGACCGGGCUCAGCACUGAGCCCGUGUCCCUGUCGCAGACAGAAGCCCCACACCAGUCAGUCAGUUCUCACACACGCACAGGAACUUGCUUCUAUUUGGACGCAUAGCAAGUGCACUCACACACACCAGGGAGCCCCAGGCUCUUCUCCCCAGGAUUCAGGACUUUGUGGAGUCAGCCCGCAGCUCUUUACCUCUGUUGCCCUGAUUGCAGGCAGACUGUCGAUCUCAGAAGUUGCUAGGUGCUGAAGGCAGGAAAAGGAGGUUUGAUCGAGCAGGUGCUUCCUUGAGCAGGUCGUGUUCUAAUCCCCUUUGCCCCUGGUGAUGUCAAAGAUUCUUCUGUUAGCAACCUGUGAUACUGACCUGCGACUCCAGGCACCGGUAAAGUCAGCCCUCCACUCCCCCUACCUAUUCACCCAACCAAAAUCAAAUUGACAUCUCUGUCUGUCUGGGCUGUGGGGCUUCCAUUGGGAAAGAAAAAAAAGACAAAAAUGGGACUAAAGCUCACCUCUGAAUAAAGCAAAUUCGUAACAAAGCAAAACAGGCUUUGACCCCCUUGCUCAUCGCUCAGGACUAAGUGCAUGGCUGGUGGUUUGUCUUGCUCCUCUCUGGGGUCUGUAGUCCUGGCCCCACUCUGCUGGUUUCCUCCAUAGGCGGAGUUGAAGAUAACACCUACUUGCUGCCUGCCACUUUCCUGAUGUGGCAGCUGUGACUAGGCCCCCUGGGACUGGAGCUGCUAGGAGAGGGGAGACCUCCCCUCAUUGGAGUCCUGUGCUAAGUGUGCUGGUCCAUCCCCUCUUGCCCCAGGAGGGCUUUGUUCUAACCUGGAGUCCACCAGCACCACUCCAGGAGGACUGCGGGGAGGACGGCUGCUUCCAGCAGUCCAAGGUGCUCCCUCCCCCGCUGGCCAGCGCCAAGGUCUUCCCUGCUCCCAGUGACAGGACAGUGGGCCUUCCUCUUCCAGAGCUCUGGCUCUCCUGAGCCUCUGUCCCCUGCUUAUGUGAAGGAAUUAGCUUUUUCCCAGUGGCCCUAGCCCCACUUUAGCUGGGGCUGGUGCUCCCCCUGGGGGUUGGUGUGGGGACUCAGGAAGGCUUUGGUAGCCAAAGAUGUGACAAGCCCAGCGUGGGCCGGCCAGCUCGCUUCGAGAGUGGGUGCUGGGCACGGAGGCACCAUGGUGGCUGACUACCUACCACCUGCUCCUCUCACUCUAGUGACUCCCAGAAUGGAUCCCAUUUAGGGGGAGGAGUUAAUCACCAGCUUUUCUUCCAGCCCAACCUGUGGGCUUGGUCUCAGUAAAACUUGGUAGUACGUAGAGGAGGACUCAGACUAUGCCAUCUUGGCCAGGCUGCAUUGCUCUUCAUCCUUGUCAGGGGACUUCUGGGUACUUUUCGAAGGGGAGCUGUGCCUCGUUAGCUGACGUAAGAUCAUGGGAGGGGUAGGCAGGCUCGCUGGGCUUGCUAUAGGUGAGGCAGGGCAGAGGCAGUGCAGUGGGACUCACCAGGAAAGUGGGGAGAAGCUAGGAGGAUGCCCUGUGGGGCUUCCUUUCCAAAGAGUAGGGCUGUUCUCCCCUGCACCUCAGCCCUGGGGACCAAGGGGGACAUCUUCCUGCAGGUGCCAAGUGGAACAUGGUGCCAAAGACCCACGGCCCUUCCUGGGCGAGGUAGCUGGUGCUAGAGCCGGGGUCUCAGGGCCUUGGCCUCCUGCCGGAGGAGGUGCUCGCUCCACCCCAGCAGGGCGUCAGGCUGGCUGGUGCUAACCCCUUCCCCGUGGGACUGACUGGCACACUGAGCUGGGGGCCUACCAGUGAGGGUCAGGGGCCUUUCAUCUGUCUUUUUCUCCACCCCAGAGCCUCCCUGCUAUUGAACAUCCUGCCAGAAAGCAGACUUCCCCAAAAAGCUUUCCAGCAGACCUGGGCAUGGUUGGUUGGCAAAGAGGCCUGUUUGGUUUUUGUGAGUGGCCAGGGUGUGAAGUGGACAGGCAGACCCAGUGUGAAGGAAGGCUGGCCGGCCCGAGGGCCUGGCUGCUCCAGUCACUCCGCACCCCCAUCUCCAGCACCCAGAGGUCUGGAACAGGAAUCGAGCUGAGGCAUCUGGGAGAUGGUCUUACAGGAAAGUAAUCAUUAGUUUUCCUGGUUUUGACUGUAAAAAUGAAAUCAUAGAGGAGCUCUUGACUUCCUGUUGCUGCUGUACGUGCUGCAGGGUUGUGCUAGUGUGUGCAGAGCUGUCCUGUCCCGGGAGCCCGCUCGCUGGGGUGCGUGCCCUGAAUAGUGCUUGGUCUAGUCAGGGAACAUAGAGCCACCUUGCUGGUGAGAGCUGAGUUUCCGGGCAGGCCCACUUUUUGGUGCGGGGAGAUGAGGGAGCUGAGUUUGUCAUCAGACCUUGCUCUUGUCUGCCUGUACCCCAUGCUGUGACUAGAGGGUAACAUCCAUUGUCCCCUUGGCAGGAAGCAGCUGAAGCCUGCCCCCCACCCCAGGCUGGAGAAGGUAUUACAAAGCGAUGGCUUGCAGGCACAGCGGCUCUUCUGGUCCGGCCUUGUGCCGGGGUUGGGAAGACCCAGCAGGAAAGGGCGUAGGUUGGCUCAGAGGAUGAACUCCAGGUUGCAGGGUGUGCUUUGGCAUCUUCACGUUUUGGUAAAGGAAAGCUGGGGUCUUUGGAAGUGUGGACCUCAUAGCUGUGGGUUUCAGAGACCCAGUUUAAGGCGACCCUCUGGUUGGGGACCUGUCUCUGACCCCAGGCAGUGGAGUUGGCAGGAGAAACAAGCAGGUGAGCACACAGAGGAGAAGGGCAGAAGGCCCUUUGCUCAUGGGGACUUGCUAACUUCCGGAGAGGCCCCUGGACUCCCGAAAUUCUGGAAACUGGAAAACUCCUGGGACUCGCUCCUCCAAACCCCAGCCUGGCAGCCUCCAGCCUGUGCCUGCGGCCAUGAGCAGUGGUCUAAAGCAUCACCAUAGUCCCAUUUCACGUACAGACCGAUUUGGUUGUACAGCCCUAGAAUUCAACAGACAACAAAAAUGCUGAAAUCCCUUAGAAUAUGCAGAGGGAGGAGGUGACUCAACAAGGUGCUAAAACAUUUUAUUAAAAAUAUAUAUUGUUAAAUUAAGUCUGCUGUCUGGACAAUGACUGUUUGUUUUGUUUUCUUGUAGUGGAGUUUAAAAGAGACUAUUAUUUUACUCUGAUAUAUUAUUAUUAAAAAGGCAUUUUAACUUUGUACUUGAAAACUAAGUGAGCGAUUUCACGUGUUUUAGCUGAGGCAUUGAAGUAGCGGGUGCUUACUUAUUUGUGGGAAAUCAUGUAUUCAUACUGAAGAAUAAACUCCGUAGCUGAUUUGGUAAUAACUUUUACUGUUACAGACGAUUGCGCUUUGACCCCGGUGGCAGAGCACUUUUACUCCACAUUCCACGCAGCUAAAUGCAGGACCUCCCGGACUCUCCCCCGGCCCCAGCCUUCCUCCUUUUUCUUCAGUUCCUGUUUCCUUUUUCCUUUCUUUCUUUUUUGUUUGUUUUUCCUGAUUCCAGCAUCCUUUCACCACUGUAUUUUUUUUUAGGGUUGCUUCUCUAUUUAUUGACAAUAAUAAUGUACAUUUCACAGUCUGGUUUCCGGGAUGCCUGGCGCUGCACGGGGCUCUGCGGGGCCCUGCCGUGGCCGCCUGGUGUUCUGUUGUAUCUCUGUGUACGUGAUGCUCGUGACAUAGCUGUUUAUGAAAUAAUUAAAGAGGUCAAUGCAUACAGCAGAUGUAGAAAGUCUGUCAGUUCCGCCUUCAUCACAUUUUUUUUUGUGCCCAGAAGAAUAUAAUAAAGCUCCUUUCUAAUGUACUUGUGCUGGAGAACACUUGAAUAAAUGGACUGUUUUUGUGCAAAAAGAAAAA
Chinchilla lanigera (long-tailed chinchilla) is the source of this 9036-nucleotide messenger RNA. It is a transcript of the gene Dnmt3a, whose product is annotated as DNA (cytosine-5-)-methyltransferase 3 alpha. Lineage: Eukaryota; Metazoa; Chordata; Mammalia; Rodentia; Chinchillidae. Gene Ontology annotation, cellular component: nucleus; cytoplasm. The transcript has 23 exons. The coding region runs from base 290 to 3019 and encodes 909 amino acids. The record is from RefSeq and is a predicted model, not a curated record. Gene Ontology annotation, molecular function: DNA (cytosine-5-)-methyltransferase activity. Gene Ontology annotation, biological process: negative regulation of DNA-templated transcription.